AUGCAGGCGCAGCAAGGGGGAAUCACAGCUUUCAUGCAGCUCACAGCUAUUGGCGAUGAGGAAGUUGCCAAGAGCAUGUUCAGUGUUCGCUCAGGGGCAACAGUGAACACAGGGAGUGAAUGGCAUCAGCACUUCUCGUGCUUCACACGCUUAGGCUCCAGUGCAGCUGCAAACCCAGUUUGGCAGGUGCAGAAGGGCCUCUGCCACAUCUCCAAGGAUGUUAAAAUGGCAAAGAAAUUAUCCGCUCUCCGUAGAAGGAGGUUUAUACUCGUCCUCUUUGUAGCUGGAAUUGGCGGGAGUUUCCAAUUUGGGUUCAGUAUAUCCUCCAUCAAUCCACCAUCAGAGUAUAUUAAGAACUUCAUCAAUGAAACGUGGAUCGAGCGACAUGAAAAACCAUUACAGGAAUAUUCAUUAAUGCUCUUGUGGUCUUUUAUUGUAUCUGUAUACCCUGUUGGAGGACUGGUAGGAGCACAAAUUGCUGCAAUUAUAACAGUGAAGUAUGGAAGAAAGAAAUCUUUGCUAUGUAAUGACAUUGUGGCAAUUAUGGCCGCAAUCAUAAUGGGUUUCAGCAAGAUGGCAAGAUCGUUUGAGAUGAUUGUGAUAGGAAGAUUCCUGCACGGAAUUAAUACUGGCAUCGGAUUAGUCGCUCAUGGCCUGUACCUCGGGGAAAUAGCACCAAAGGAAGUGCGAGGUGCUGUGUGUAUGACCCGUGCUGUAUUUGUUGCCUUUGGGAAAUUGAUAGGACUGGUGGUUGGACUCAGGCAAAUUCUAGGUGAUGAAAAUACCUGGCACUUACUGCUGGCCUUCUGUGGGCUGCCUGCCCUGAUUCAGCUCAUCACCCUGCCCUGGUUUCCAGAAAGCCCUAGAUAUCUACUCUUGGAGAGAGGAGACCAAGCUUUGUGCAUAGACGCUCUUCGCAGACUGUGGGGUCCGGGUGAUUUCACCGAGGAGGUUGAAGACAUGAAUGCAGAAAGGGCUCAGAUGCAGGGAGGAAGCAAAAUGUACAUUAUACAACUGUUCAGAGACAAGACGAUACGAUAUCAGUUCUUCACAGCCAUGGUUAUCAGCGCGGGUAUGCAGCUAACUGGCAUCAAUAUUAUCUAUUUUUAUGCUUCUGAUGUUUAUCACCAGCUGGAAAUUCCCAAGGAUAGAAUCCCUUUUGUGGGAAUUGGAUCAAGUGGAAUUGAAAUGUUAACUUCAGUGAUGUGUGGAUUCAUUAUUGAACGAGUGGGAAGGAAGGUUCUGCUUUGGAGAGGGUACUGCUUCAUGGCAGUGUGUUUACUACUACUGAUCAUUACACUCUCUCUCAAGGAACAUUUCUCCUGGAUUCCAUAUUGUAGCCUGGUCAUCAUUUUUGCAUACAUCCUGACUUUUGGAAUAGGACCAGGUAGCAUCAGUGGAGUUUUGCCUCUGGAAAUAUUCACUCAGUCGAACCGAUCUAUCGCAUUGGUGACAUCGAACUCUCUUCAGUGGCUGUCUCUCUUUGGCCUGGGACUGGUUUUCCCAUUUGUUAUUAAUGCACUGGGGCAAUUCUCCUUCUUUCUGUUUGUCGGAGGCUGCUGUUUGGCUUCGCUCUUCACGUUUUAUGUGCUCCCUGAGACGAAGGGGAAAACUCUUCUUCAAAUCAAUGAGGAGUUUAACAAUUUGCGCAACGCCAAGAAGGGAAUUUGCCCCAUCUUUAGUAAGAGACCAGUUGUGCCAAAACAGACAGAGAUUUUAUCGACCCGACUGUGA
Messenger RNA from Carcharodon carcharias (great white shark), 1734 nucleotides. Its product is annotated as solute carrier family 2, facilitated glucose transporter member 11-like. The transcript has 13 exons. Bases 1 to 1734 code for a protein of 577 amino acids. Lineage: Eukaryota; Metazoa; Chordata; Chondrichthyes; Lamniformes; Lamnidae. Gene Ontology annotation, molecular function: hexose transmembrane transporter activity. Gene Ontology annotation, biological process: monosaccharide transmembrane transport. The record is from RefSeq and is a predicted model, not a curated record. Gene Ontology annotation, cellular component: membrane.